Molecule: messenger RNA, 2680 nt
Organism: Melanaphis sacchari
Lineage: Eukaryota; Metazoa; Arthropoda; Insecta; Hemiptera; Aphididae
Product: putative phospholipase B-like lamina ancestor
Exons: 10
Coding region: 696-2498 (600 amino acids)
Biological process (GO): phospholipid catabolic process
Cellular component (GO): extracellular region
Molecular function (GO): glycerophospholipase activity
Source: RefSeq, a predicted model, not a curated record
GGCGGCUUGCGAGCGCGCGGCCAGGUCUCUCUCUCUUCAGUCGUCCGAACACCAGCUCAGCAGCACCGACUCCUCCGACCGGCUGCCCACCCGGUUGCCCGCGUACGGACUUCACGCACACGCCCGCUGUGCCGCGCGUCGUCGUCGUCUUCCGUCCGCAUAUUCUUCGUAUCUAUUUUUAUGUUUCCAUUUCUAUCUUUCCCGACAUCGAUACACAACACAACGCUCAAUAUAUUUAUGUUUGAUACAUAUUUUCCAUUAGUAUUAUAUACCUAUCGCAGGUAUCGCCACACACAUAUUAUAUAUACAAGUAUACAAUCCAACAGAUAGGUAUUUGCUUAUUCGUUUCGGUUUCGUUUCUUUUCCCUCGUCGCCCGAAUACGUUUUGAAUGAAGAACAUACGUCAAGACAGUGUAUCUCAUUACCAGAGAUUUCUCGAAUUCACAGGAGUCAUCCAAAUAUCUUACCAAAGACGGCUAAUUCUAGUGAUCUAAGCGUAUAACAGUUGCCGGUCCGAUCGUCGUUUCCUAUUUCGAUGGGUUGAGACGAAUACUAACGAGUUUCCAGAGCCUGAAAACCUAUCUAUAAUAGUUGGUUCAAAGGCCGAAGGAGACAUAUUGGAGAAUUUUUGAAGAAAGAAAAUUGAUUUAUAAUUGUCAAAUCGCAAGACUUUUUUUUCUACCAUAGAUACAAAAAUGUUGAAAGUAGUAGGAGCAUCAUGGGCUCAGACACAAUUAUCGUGGUGUUUGAUUAUUGCAAUCACUUUGUUGGGUUUGCUAGCAUUUUAUUUCGGAGGAACGAUCAGAAAUGAGUACGAUGGUAAAUAUGCCGCAACAGCGUUUUGGAGCAAAGAAUUUGGAAUGAGAAUUGAUUUCUGUGGCCAAAAUAACGACCCGCUUAAAGUAAGAAAAGGAGUGGCAAGAGCUUAUUAUAGACCAGAUUUAUCUGAAAACGGAUGGGCAGUUUUAGAAAUUGAAACUCAGGCGGAAUACCCAGAUUACGUACAAGCUAAGGCUGCUGGAUAUUUGGAAGGAAGUUUGACGUGGCGAAUGAUUUAUUGGCACUGGAAAAACACAGUGGAAAACACGUGUAUCGGGAGAAAGGCAUUCUGUGAUCGACUUAGAAAAUAUUUAGAAGAAAAUGCUGACGAAAUCAAACAAACGGCAAAACGGCGAGGCGAAUUAGACCCGUUUUGGCACCAAGUGAAUAUGUUUUACACGCAACUAAAAGCAUUGGAGGAUGGUUGGAGAUUUGGCGUAAAAAGAAGCAGACAAGAUAUUGACAUACCAUCUGUAGACUUUUUAUGGAUGAACAUAAUGCCUGAUUUAAAAAACUUCGAACAAAAAUUUAACGCAUCAAAAGAUUUUAAUCCAAAUAAACCAUCGAUAUCUUCUACAUUGGUAAAAAUUAUCGACAAUGACCCAAUUGACUUUGUAUUAGCUCAAUCAGCUUCUGGAUAUUAUGAGUCAAUGUUGCGCAUACAGAAACGCUACAACUUUGGUUUCCAUGAAACGGAAAGCGACGACAGUGCACUCGUUAAUGGAAAAAUAAUCGAGUUCACGUCAUAUCCUGGAUCAGUUUAUUCUCAAGACGACUUUUAUAAGGUCACCAAGAAAGGUUCUAAGAUUGAGACUACUGUUGUAGGGACAGAAUUACAAAAUAACAACAGACAACUCUGGGAAAAGAUUAUGAAAAAAGACCAAGUCCUGUUGGGUGCUAGAGUCAUGGCAGCCAAUCGUUUAGCGAGUAACAGUAAGAAAUGGUACGAGGUGUUUUCGAGAAACAAUAGUGGCACUGGAAACAAGCAAUGGUUGAUCAUCAGCACAAACAGCACAUCAAUUGCAUUUGGAGUUGUCGAACAAAUGCCCGGCAUUGUUAGUUACGAAGAACUAUCCAAAAAACUUUUGUCCACCGGCUAUUGGAUCAGCAAUAAUAUUCCAAGUCUCAAGGAAACGGUGUAUAUGUCGGGCGCUGACGGACGGGACGCCGAUCAACCGGUGGCGAACAUACUGCGCGACGGUCAGCGGAACGUCACCGACAUGGGAACGCUGGUGGACCUGAUGAGGGGUACCGAGAUGUCGCUAAUCGGCCGGACUGACCUGCUGGGCGUCAAGACCAACGCCGUGUUCCGGCUGUUCGCCAACCAGUCGUUCGUGGAACAGCUGAUCGCGGCCAACCGGCUCCGGUCGGCCGACGCCGCAGCGCCACUAAAGGCGGACGACCGGACGACGAUCGUCACGACGAACCAGCUACCGCCGUCCGCUGUGUCCGCCGACAAGUCCAACACGGACAAGUACUUCACCGGAAUUGUGGACCUGAAGGUCACGUCGGCGUACAUGAGCGGUUACUUCGCGGCUUCCGGGCCCCCGUUCACCGAGGACCACGCCAAGGUCGAACCGUUCCGGUGGUCCGAGAGCCCGAUCCGGCACUUGCCGCACUACGGGCACCCGGACGUCUGGGACUUUGAAGUGGAGGGCAUCGGUUGGGUUUGGACCUGAAGACCGAGCGGAGAUUCAGCGAUACGCGACGCAUGAUGAUAUUUUGUAUACAAUAAUAAUAUUACAUUAGAUCAAUGGGUGUGUGUGUGUGUGUGCACUACGAUAUUUUAUACUGUGUGUACGAUGUAAACGGAACAUCGGACACGACCUUUAAGAUGAAUAUAUUAUUAUUAUUAUUUUUA